Molecule: messenger RNA, 2862 nt
Organism: Arabidopsis thaliana (thale cress)
Lineage: Eukaryota; Viridiplantae; Streptophyta; Magnoliopsida; Brassicales; Brassicaceae
Product: F-box family protein
Exons: 6
Coding region: 1-2007 (668 amino acids)
Source: RefSeq, marked reviewed
AUGGGAAUUGGCUGGUCCCUGCAUAAUAGGGAUGGAACACAGAUACUUCAUGGUUCGGGUGCUAUACACCCAACCCAAAGUCCAACAGAAGCCGAAGCGGAGGCCCUUCGUCUUGCAGUUCUUGAUCUUCGUCGACUGGGUUAUUCACAUGUCACAUUCUGCGGAGAUCUCAAGCUCAUAUAUGAUACGCUGCAAAGAUGUGCACUACGGGGAAACAAUGCAUCAUGGAAGUACCUCCAUAUUGCAACCUAUCUAGCUGACGUUCUUAAAAUCUCAAAGCUUUGCAGCUUUAACUUUAUUCAUAUUUCUCGUGACGCAAAUGAUAUAGCAGAUAGGUUAGCAAAACAGGCUCGAUGUAAUGGUCUUGACUAUGUAAUUUGUUGGACUUCAUCUUCUCUUGUUUUGAAUGUGAAACAACGUAAUUACGUAACUGAUAUCUACAAUGAUGUCAACAAUAUUAGCAGCAUCAAUGCCUUCCAAGAUUUAGCAGGGUCAUUGGAUGAACUCAAAACAACAAGUUUCAUUGUCGUUUUGACGUUCUGGGUUUGUUUCCUUAUUAAGACUCCGAUCAAAUUUCGAAUCGAGGGGACAACGCCAUCAUUCUCUGGAUCUGUUUUCGCCCUUCUCCACGAUUCAGUUUCAGGCACUUUUAUCUCUAUGGAUGCCAAAAUGUUUGACACAAUCUGCUCGAGAGAUGCGAUCAGCUGGCUCCCUGACGAGGUUCUGGGUAAAAUAUUGUCUUUAAUCCCCACCAAACAGGCUGUUUCAACAUCUCUCCUUGCUAAAAAGUGGAGGACUAUCUUUAGAUUGGUGGAUCAUCUCGAGUUAGAUGACUCUUUCUCGCUGCAAGCCGUAAAGGACCAAACACCAGGUCUCCGUAAACAUGUGAGGUUUGUGUUUACGGAGGACUUCAAGAUUUUUGUGGAUCGAACUCUGGCUUUGCAAUGUGAUUAUCCGAUCAAGAAUUUCUCUCUAAAAUGCCACGUUAGCAAGUACGAUGAGCGUCAGAAAGCUUGUGUUGGCCGCUGGAUAUCUAAUGUCGUAGGGCGCGGUGUUUUUGAACUGGACCUAAGGAUGAAAGAUCCAGGUAUACACUUUCUGCCUCCUCAUCUCGUCGCAAGCAAAACACUGGUUAAGCUGACGCUAGGCACACAGCUCUGUCUUGGACAGCUUCCUUCAUAUGUGUCACUUCCAUCUCUUAAGUCUCUCUUCAUUGAUACGAUAGUUUUCUACGACAUUGAAGAUUUGUGUUGUGUGCUACUUGCUGGUUGCCCCGUGCUUGAGGAGUUAUCAGUUCAUCACCAUGACUUUAUAGCAACGCCUCACACCAUAUCGAGUCCAACCCUUAAGAGACUAUCAGUUGAUUACCAUUGUCCUGAUGAUGUUGAUAGUGCUAGUCAUAUGUCAUUUGACCUCCCAAAACUUGUCUACCUUGAGUAUUCUCACUGCGCCUUGGGUGAGUAUUGGCAAAUUAAUCUGGAGUCCCUUGUCGAAGCUAAGCUGGACCUUGGUCUGGAAAGAAAGGUCCUAAGGAUGGAUGUAACGGAUCUCAUUAUAGGGAUAAGAAACGUCCAGAGCCUGCAUCUUUCUCCUGAUUCUGUUCAUGUGAUUUAUUCAUACUGUAGACAUGGGCUCCCGGUGUUUAAGAAUCUUGUUAAUCUAUCUUUUGGGAGUAAGAAUAAGCGAGGUUGGAGAUUACUGGCAAAUCUGCUUAAGCAGUCUACGAAGCUUGAAACUCUAAUUGUCAAGGAUCUAAAUGGUUACACUGGCGAUGUCUCCAUGCCUCUGAACAAAGUGACGUCGCUGCAUAUUCUUGGUUAUCGAGGAACUGCGGAUGAGGUUAAACAAUUGAAGAGCUUUAUAGGGGAAUUCGAAUGUCUUGAACUGGUUCAAGUGGAUGUUGCAGAAGCUGCAGAGGAUAAUGGCAAAAUAUUGCAAAGCAAAAGGGAUCUAAUGAUGCUGCUUGGAGUUUCACUUCCAUCCAAGUGCCAGUUCAAAGUCACAUAAGUUAUCUACUUCAUUCAUAAUACUAUGUAACAUUAAAACUCAUAUAAAUCUGGAUUUAAUACAAAGUCAGUUCUAGAUGAAUUGAAUGUUCGAGUCUCAGGGAUUUUAGUGAUAGGGGUUCUUGAUGGUAUCUUAAGGAACUUGAAUUACGAUAAUAAGACAAGAUGUGCGAAGCUAGCUUAUAGACUCUUUGUGUGGUCUGGAGAACAAGAGUGUUUCAGGCACACAGUUACUUCUUAUCAUUUUGCUGCACAUUUUGGGGAAAGGGAAUAAACCGCUCGCUGCUCUUACUACGUUGAACCAUAUGAAGGAAGUAGGAAUCGACCCGAGUGUCCUCCACUACACUACUUUGAUAGACGGUCUGAGCCGUGCAGGGAAUCUGGAGGCUUCUAGAUGAAAUGGUGAAAGCUGGGUCCAGACCGGAUGUUGUGUGUUACACCGUGAUAACAGGGUAUGUUGUAUCUGGAGAGCUCGACAAGGCAAAGGAGAUGUUUAGAGAGAUGACAGUGAAAGGGCAAUUACCGAAUGUAUUCACAUACAACUCAAUGAUUCGCGGGUUGUGUAUGGCGGGAGAGUUCAGAGAGGCGUGUUGGUUGUUAAAGGAAAUGGAAUCUAGAGGGUGUAACCCGAAUUUCGUAGUGUAUAGUACAUUGGUGGGCUAUUUAAGAAAGGCAGGGAAGCUUUCAGAGGCUCGCAAGGUAAUAAAAGAGAUGGUGAAGAAAGGACAUUAUGUUCAUUUAGUUUCAAAGAUGAUGAAAUAUAGGAGAUGAUAAUUUAGGUUGUUUGUUCUCUUCUUUACCCAUUUUUGUAACUUAAAUUCUUGUUCAUUUCCUAAAAAAGGAGAAUAUUAGUAGG